CUGCUGGUUGCAGAAUGAAUGAAAUUGUACAGUAUUGUGAUAUUAGAGGGGCUGCAGUGUUCCUGCUUAAUACCCAGCAGCACCAUGAACACAGCCCUGCACAACCCCCUCAAAUCGCUGGGAGAGGACUUCUACCGGGAGGCUAUAGAGCAUUGCCGCAGCUAUAACGCUCGUCUGUGUGCUGAGAGGAGCAUGAGGCUGCCAUUCCUGGACUCCCAGACCGGCGUGGCACAGAACAACUGUUACAUCUGGAUGGAGAAGACGCACAGGGGUCCAGGCUUGUCACCGGGACAGAUCUACACCUAUCCUGCUCGUUGCUGGAGGAAGAAGAGGCGGCUGGACAUAUUAGAGGAUCCUCGUCUGAGGCCCUGUGAGUUUAAACUUGACUAUGAGGUUCCUAUGAAGAAGGAGAGUAGUUUGCCAGAGGGGCCCGUCUUAGAAGCCUUAUUAUGUGCGGAAACUGUGGACAAGAAACUGGAACUGAAGGAGGAAGAGAUAGUCAGUGACUGUCAGAAGACACAGGUGGGAGAUGUCCCACAUGAACUGGAGGGUGAAGACCUGGAGGAUGACACCCCAAAACGCAAGAACAGAGCAAAAGGAAAGGCCUGUGGAAUUGGUGGCAUGAAAAAGAGACAAGAUCCUUCAACCUUAGAAGACCGAGACAAACCCUAUGUGUGUGACAUCUGUGGGAAGAGAUACAAGAAUCGGCCCGGCCUCAGCUACCACUACACCCAUACUCACCUGGCUGAAGAAGAGGGUGAAGAGAAUGCAGAGAGAUAUCUUAUCCCUUUUCACCGGAAAAAUAACCACAAACACUUCUACAAAGAGCUGAACUGGGUGCCGGAAAUGCAGCCGCGACAUACAGUUAAGAAAGCUCCUGACGGCUCAGUCAUUGCCAAUGGUUACUGCGAUUUCUGUCUAGGAGGCGCAAAGAAGACGGGGUGUCCAGAGGACCUAAUUUCCUGCGCUGACUGCGGUCGCUCUGGUCACCCCUCGUGUCUACAGUUCACUGUCAAUAUGACAGCUGCCGUUAGGACCUACCGCUGGCAGUGCAUUGAAUGCAAGUCAUGUAUUCUCUGUGGCACUUCGGAAAACGAUGACCAGCUGCUGUUCUGCGAUGACUGUGACCGGGGGUACCAUAUGUACUGCCUGAGCCCCCCUAUGUCUGAGCCACCAGAAGGGAGCUGGAGCUGUCACUUGUGCCUGAGACAACUGAAGGAGAAAGCAUCGGCCUACAUCACACUGACCUAGAGUGAUUUACCCUGCAGGACAAAGAUCACUGCUUCCCUCAGUCUGGUCUUGCAUAAUCCCAGAAUCCUCUGCUUCUUUCAUUUCAGCACUAUGGCCCUUUCCCCUGCUCAAGUUCCUGAGCGGUAUAAAGUAGUUUUAUUGGUUCAGCUGUGUGAUAAGAAUAUGAAGUAAUGACUAUAUGCUCCUAUUUAUUUCUCUGCUACUUCCCUCUAAACUACCCGUACAGUCAUCUAUUUCUUCUGACUUUUAUAUUGUGAGGCUACUGCAGACUGCAGCCCAAAGAGAUUGACCAUAGAAUCAUAUGAACACUUUUACUGUUAUAUGGAUAAAAGCCUAUGAUGUUUGUAUCCUUUCCUUUUAAAAUCCAGCACGUGUUUAAAACACCAGAGUCAGUUUUUCUAUAUCAUUUUUUUAUUUUAUUGACCUGGUACAUCAGCCAUCCACCCUUGUCUAUAAUCUACACAAGGUGGUAUAUUAUUCUUUAGAAUACAGGAGAUUUCUGAAUAUUGAAGUGGUGAUUGUACUGGUGACAUCACUUGUGUGAUUCCAGUAAGAAUACAGGAAAUGGAUGUUGUAUAAAUAUCAGCCCUAUCUGUAUAAUACCUGGGUCACAAUUAUUUUAUUAUAUAUAAUUUUCAAGAUUAUAUCAUUAGUAUAUACAUUAGUUCUGUGUUUAUGUCACAGCUGAUUGAUCAGAAAAUUAUAUAUACAAUAUGUAACACAUGGACAGGUGUGUUAUGCUGGGCAGUAUGGAAGUCACGGACACGUGUGUUAUGCUGGACAGUAUGGAAGUCACGGACACGUGUGUUAUGCUGGGCAGUAUGGAAGUCACGGUCAGGUGUAUUAUGCUGGGCAGUAUGGAAGUCACGGACAGGUGUAUUAUGCUGGGCAGUAUGGAAGUCACGGAUAGGUGUGUUAUGCUGGGCAGUAUGGAAGUCACGGACAGGUGUAUUAUGCUGGGUGGGCAGUAUGGAAGUCACGGACAGGUGUGUUAUGCUGGGCAGUAUGGAAGUCACGGACACGUGUGUUAUGCUGGGCAGUAUGGAAGUCACGGACACGUGUGUUAUGCUGGGUGGGCAGUAUGGAAGUCACGGACAGGUGUGUUAUGCUGGGCAGUAUGGAAGUCACGGACAGGUGUGUUAUGCUGGGCAGUAUGGAAGUCACGGAUAGGUGUGUUAUGCUGGGCAGUGUGGAAGUCACGGACAGGUGUGUUAUGCUGGGCAGUGUGAAAGUCACGGAUAGGUGUGUUAUGCUGGGCAGUAUGGAAGUCACGGACAGGUGCGUUAUGCUGGGCAGUAUGGAAGUCACGGAUAGGUGUGUUAUGCUGGGCAGUAUGGAAGUCACGGAUAGGUGUGUUAUGCUGGGCAGUAUGGAAGUCACGGAUAGGUGUGUUAUGCUGGGCAGUAUGGAAGUCACGAAGAGGUGUGUUAUGCUGGGCAGUGUGGAAGUCACGGACAGGUGUGUUAUGCUGGGCAGUAUGGAAGUCACGGACAGGUGUGUUAUGCUGGACAGUAUGGAAGUCACGGAUAGGUGUGUUAUGCUGGGCAGUAUGGAAGUCACGGAUAGGUGUGUUAUGCUGGGCAGUAUGGAAGUCACGGACAGGUGUGUUAUGCUGGGCAGUAUGGAAGUCACGGAUAGGUGUGUUAUGCUGGGCAGUAUGGAAGUCACGGAUAGGUGUGUUAUGCUGGGUAGUAUGGAAGUCACGGAUAGGUGUGUUAUGCUGGGCAGUAUGGAAGUCACGGACUGGUGUGUUAUGCUGGGCAGUUUGGAAGUCACGGACAGGUGUGUUAGGCUGGACAGUAUGGAAGUCACGGACAGGUGUGUUAUGCUGGGCAGUAUGGAAGUCACGGACAGGUGUGUUAUGCUGGGCAGUUUGGAAGUCACGGACAGGUGUGUUAGGCUGGACAGUAUGGAAGUCACGGACAGGUUUGUUAUGCUGGGCAGUAUGGAAGUCACGGACAGGUUUGUUAUGCUGGCCAGGUAAUUUCCUGUACAGGUAGUGUGGAAGGCGUAUAUUUCUUGGUUGUUGUGUCAGGUAGGGCUGACGUCCUGAAGGUGUGUUGUACAAGGCAGUGCUGAUGUUCUAGGUAGUUGCAUUGUUCCAGGCAGAGUGUUAUACUGGAGAGUGCCGAUAUAUGAGGCAGCUGUACUGUAUCCAAGCAGGGCUCAGGUUUUUGCUGGUUUCCUGGCAGAUAUGUAUUGGCGACUGGUGUUAGCAUCUUGUUAAGUGAGUUGUGGUGUCUGCGCUGCUGUCCUGGUUAAGGGUUCAAAGCAUUGCUGACAGUCUGGACAGGGAACUUAUGCCAGGCAUUACUGACAGUCAUCCUGGUCACAGGUUCCAUGUGACGUGCUAACCCUACUCCCAGUACAACGUGCCUCAGUAAUGGACUUUAGAGUGAGCGCUAAAACCUUAUUCAGGGUAUCCGUGUACUAACAUACUGUAUACUGACAGUGGUUUUACAGAACACUGUGACUUGGCAGAUAUACCAGUCAGUUAAUAGAUUUAUUAUAAAUUGCUCUGUACAUUUCACUUUGCAGGCAGUACUGGACCUAAACAUAUGUGUAUAUCUGGGGACUAUAGUCAUUACCUGUAAAUACACACACCCUCUUUAUACAGGCCCUCCGUGUCUGUCUCUCUUCCUCUGAUCCAUGGCCAUUGACGUGUCUUCAGACAGCAUUGAGGAAAACAUAGUUUUGUGUACAAAACAAUACCCAUCCUAGGCUGCUAUAGCCAAAAGUUUUCUUUGAAAUUACUUAAGAUGUUUGACGCUUGCAACUUAAAUCUAUUCAUUAGCUCAUAAAGGGAAUCACUAUAAUUCCACCUUUUCCUGCUUUCAUCAAUGGCUAACACAAUACAAUGCUUUGCUGCUUGUCAUUUAAUGAACCUGGUAACCAUGCUGCGAGUCAGCAUCCAUAAUGUUACUGGAAUCCCAAGUUCAUCGAUAUUCACUGAGAACUGGUUAAACAAUGCACAAAGCCGCUAUUAGCUGUGGCCCCAGGACAUAAUCUAGCUGUCGGGGUGUUCUGGGGUGUACAGGGCUCUUAAAUCACCGGGGAACGCGGGAUCUUUCUUUACGAGCUCCGUCAUGGUACUUGGUCACACUGCUUAUAACUUGCGUGUGAGAAUGAACGCUGUGUGUGUGUGUGUGUGUGUGUGUGUGUGUGUGUGUGUGUGUUGCCGUGAACUAAUGAGAACACAAAGCACUUAGCUAAGUGAGUGCCUGAUGGUGGGACAGGGAUACGACUGCCCAGAUAAGGUUUAUGCCUCUUAUUGGCCAGACUGGGCUCAUUCAUGAUCAAUGUGAUCAAUGUGGAAGCCAUUUAAUACGAAUCUGUAACUAUAAAGGGCUACUAAACCUAAAUACAAGUUAUUCCAGUGUAAUAAUGCACGUUGUGACAUUCACAAAUAUAUGGGGUAUGUUAAUGUUCCCAUAUCCUGAAAGAACAUGAGAUGUAUGACAUUGUAUUGUAUUUGCCGUGCAGCUAUACCUGUUCUCUGUGUCUAAUCAGUCAUACUGUAUAAAGAAGGGCCUGCUGCCACACGGUGGGAUAUUUUCUUUCCAUUUUGACUAUAUAGUCAAAAUCGCAAGAAAAGUUAGUGCAGAUCGAAAGGUGAAAGUGACCUUGCGAUCCUGAUUCGAUCCCGAUGCGCAGUCCCGCCAGGUCGGCAUCGCAAGAAAAGAUAGACUGUGCAGGCAAGUCAAUCCUUACUAGAUCGGUGUACUAUCUAGUUCAUCUCACAUGUCAAUGACAUCUCACAUAAGCCAAAAUCUCACAUAAGCCAAAAUCGUAAGCACACAUUGGGGGUCAUUCCGAGUUGUUCGCUCGUUGCCGAUUUUCGCAACGGAGCAAUUAAGGCGAAAAUGCGCUUGUGCAUGGUACGCAGUGCACAUGCGCUAAGUAUUUUAGCAGAAAACUUAGUAGAUUUACUCACGUCCGAACGAAGAAUUUCCAUCGUUGAAGUGAUCGGUGAGUGAUUGACAGGAAGUGGGUGUUUCUGGGCGGAAACUGACUGUUUUCUGGGAGUGUGUGGAAAAACGCAGGCAUGCCACGAUAAAACGCGGGAGUGUCUGGUAAAACGGGGGAGUGGCUGGCCGAACGCAGGGCGUGUUUGUGACAUCAAACCAGGAACGAAACGGGCUGAGCUGAUCGCAGUGUAGGAGUAAGUCUGGAGCUACUCAGAAACUGCUAAGAAUUUUCUAUUCGCAAUUCUGCUAAUCUUUAAUUCGCAAUUCUGCUAUGCUAAGAUACACUCCCAGAGGGCGGCGGCCUAGCGUGUGCAAUGCUGCUAAAAUCUGCUAGCAAGCGAACAACUCGGAAUGACCCCCAUAGUCCAUAUCUCAAGAAAAGUUAGUCAAAAUCUGUGCUAUCUGGGCUCCAGGGAGUUCAAGGGAAAUCACAAGUGAAAAUCGGACAUAGCAAGGAUCUCACCGUGUGUACACACCCUUAGACAGGAGGUCUGCUGUGCAUUGGGAAAACAACUUCCUCCAUACUCAAAACUAUAUCUCCAAUAAUUCCAGUUCUCAUAGGCUCCUAGCCUGAUCACAUAUAUUUUUUGUUGUAUUAUAUGCUACUAUAGCUUUGUGGUUUUUUUUUUUU
Messenger RNA from Pseudophryne corroboree (corroboree frog), 5850 nucleotides. It is a transcript of the gene DPF1, whose product is annotated as double PHD fingers 1. Gene Ontology annotation, cellular component: MLL3/4 complex. The record is from RefSeq and is a predicted model, not a curated record. Bases 19 to 1251 code for a protein of 410 amino acids. Lineage: Eukaryota; Metazoa; Chordata; Amphibia; Anura; Myobatrachidae. Gene Ontology annotation, molecular function: transcription coactivator activity; histone H3K4 methyltransferase activity; histone binding. The transcript is spliced from 12 exons. Gene Ontology annotation, biological process: positive regulation of transcription by RNA polymerase II.